Molecule: messenger RNA, 5426 nt
Organism: Chelonoidis abingdonii (Abingdon island giant tortoise)
Lineage: Eukaryota; Metazoa; Chordata; Testudines; Testudinidae
Gene: SHANK3
Product: SH3 and multiple ankyrin repeat domains 3
Cellular component (GO): dendritic spine; postsynaptic membrane; postsynaptic density
Molecular function (GO): synaptic receptor adaptor activity; ionotropic glutamate receptor binding
Source: RefSeq, a predicted model, not a curated record
AGCAUUGGUGAGGGUGGCUUCUGGGAAGGAACCGUGAAAGGACGGACCGGUUGGUUCCCGGCAGAAUGCGUUGAGGAAGUGCAGAUGCGACAGUAUGAUUCACGGCAAGAAACGAGAGAAGAUAGGACAAAGCGUCUCUUCCGACAUUACACUGUGGGUUCAUAUGACAACUUCACUUCCCACAGUGACUACGUCAUCGAGGAGAAGACGGCCGUGCUGCAGAAGAGGGAGCAUGAGGGAUUCGGGUUUGUGUUGCGAGGGGCCAAAGCGGAGACUCCAAUUGAGGAGUUCACCCCAACUCCAGCCUUCCCAGCACUCCAGUACCUGGAGUCAGUGGAUGUGGAAGGUGUGGCCUGGAAAGCAGGACUUCGCACGGGAGACUUUCUGAUUGAGGUGAAUGGUGUGAAUGUGGUAAAGGUAGGGCACAAGCAAGUGGUGUCGCUGAUCCGGCAGGGAGGAAACCACCUGGUGAUGAAAGUCGUCUCCGUCAGCCGCAAGCCAGAAUCAGAAGACGUCGUCCGAAAGAAGGCCCCGCCGCCUCCCAAAAGAGCCCCCAGCACCACCCUGACGCUGCGCUCCAAGUCCAUGACGGCCGAGCUGGAGGAACUAGCCUCGAUGCGGAGGAGAAAAGGGGAGAAACUGGAUGAGAUCUUGGCAGCAGCUGAGCCCUCACUGAGAGCAGACAUUGUCGAAGCAGAUUCCAGGGCAGCCACUGUGAAGCAACGACCCACGAGCCGGCGCAUCACUCCAGCGGAGAUCAGUUCGCUCUUCGAACGCCAGGGAAUGGCCGCUCACUCGGGAGUUCUCCCAGGAGCCGAGAAACCCCACGUGUCCCUACGCAAAGGAAUUCCCCGGACAAAAUCUGUAGGUGAAGAUGAGAAACUUGCUGCUUCUUUGAUGGAUGGGAAGUUUCCUCGGAGCACAUCAAUGCAAGACACUGUCAGGGAAGGGCACGGAAUCCCACCCCCACCUCAGACAGCUCCGCCCCCUCCUCCGUCUCCAUAUUACUUUGACACAGGCCCUCCCCCAUCCUUCUCCCCACCUCCACCUCCGGGAAGGGUUUAUGAUACCAUAAGAUCGAGCUUUAAGCCAAGCCUGGAGGCCAAACUCCAUGGCCUCCCCCAGGUUAUCAGUGCAACUGAGAUGUAUGACCAGGCAAGGACUUCUAUCUCGUAUCCUGAAAGGCAAAAGAGAGCUCGAUCCAUGAUAAUCCUGCAGGACUCCUCUCAUCUUCCUGUGGAGCCAACAGAGAUCCCUCGGCCUGGCCCUUCCGCCACGCCCCCGGAGAAGCUGAAAAGGAAAGGACGAGUGAUUGAUAACCCUUACGCCAACAUGGGCCAGUUCAACGUCAGCCUCUUUGCUCCCACCAAGCCCCAGAGGAAGAAGAGCCCUUUAGUGAAGCAGCUGCAAGUAGAGGAUGCUCAGGAAAGAGCAGCUUUAUCCAUCACAGGAGGCUUUACGCGGGAGCCCUCUCCCACCCGCCGGAGCCAUCGCAUGAGUGGCAUAGAGUAUCAGCACCAUGCUGGCAUCGCUCAGGUCGACCCCUCGAGCAUCCCCUUUGCCACUGCCAUCGCUGGAGUCAUGAAGGACAGAGAGCGUCGUCUUGAUGAGAGGCGGAAAUCCACUGUCUUCCUCUCGGUUGGGGCCAUUGAAGGGAGCCCUCCCAGCAUUGACAUGCCAUCACUACAGCAGUCCAGGUCUAUUGAUGAGCGGUUGCUAGGAAGCCGAGAUGUGCUGCUGCCUUCACCUGUCUCAGCUUUAAAGCCAUUAAUUAGCAGCUCAUCCUCAACAUUCAUCCACCCCCUAACAGGAAAGCCCCUAGAUCCAAACUCACCACUGGCGCUUGCGCUGGCCGCAAGGGAGCGGGCCCUGUCCACUCAAGUCCCGUCCAGGUCGCCCACCCCAAUCCACAGCCCAGAUUCAGACCGAGCAGUAUCCCUGUUUGUGGACGUCCAAACCAAAGAACCAGAAAAGGGGGAGCUAGAGAGCCUAGUGUCACCUGCAUAUUCGCCUGGAGCCAAAGGGGCAGCAGGAGCAGCUCUUGGGACUUUGGCCCCUACAAAAAGCCACUGGGGAACUCCAACAACACUGAGAAAAGAGACUGAGACAAGAGCAGAAACACCUGUGAAAGAAGAGAAAAAACAUCAAGACAAGAAAUCUAUGAUCAUUAGUAUUAUGGACACAUCACAGCAGAAGACAGCCGGCCUCAUCAUGGUCCAUGCAACAAGUAAUGGCCAAGAGGAAAUAGGACUUGAGAUGAAAGAGGAGAAACCAGAUGUUCCUGAAGCAAGCAUGGAGCCGGAAGAGCUGCCCAAAGCGGAGACUGAGCCCAGCCCUGUGGGAAAGUCUCCGGUUAGCCCAGCAUCUGACAAGACACUUGGUCAAGGAAGUUCAGAGGAGGAAGUGGAGCCCUACACAGUUACCCUCCCACCAGCUCAGCUGUCUUCAAGUGAUGAAGAGACCAGGGAGGAACUGGCCAAGAUUGGGCUGGUGCCUCCACCAGAUGAGUUUGCAAAUGGGGUACUAGUCACCACCCCUGGCACACCAAUCAGCCAACUGGCUAAGCCUAGCACGCCAUCCAUACCAGCGGCAGCAGUAGCACCUUCUACCACUGGUGGAACACCCUCAGGGAAGCCCUCUGAUGCCCCCGUAGCCCCAGAGUCUGCUGCAGACUCAGGAGUAGAAGAGGUGGACACCAGAAGUUCAAGUGACCAUCACCUGGAGACCACAAGCACCAUCUCUACAGUCUCCAGUAUGUCUACAUUGUCCUCUGAAAGCGGGGAGCCUACUGACACAUACACUUCCUUUGCGGAUGGACAAACUUUUAUACUCGAGAAGCCACCAGUGCCUCCAAAGCCAAAACUCAAGUCCCAGCUCAGCAAGGGGCCAGUUACUUUCAGGGACCCACUUUUGAAGCAGUCUUCGGACAGUGAGCUCAUCUCCCAGCAACAUGCGGCUACUCUGGCUUCAGCCAGUGUUGGUCGGCCACGCUACCUCUUUCAGAGAAGAUCCAAGCUAUGGGGGGACCCCAUGGAGAGCAGGCCAGUCCACGGGGCUGAGGAUGACAAACCAACUGUGAUCAGUGAGCUAAGUUCCCGGUUACAACAGCUGAAUAAGGAUACACGAUCACUGGGGGAGGAACCUACCGGGCCCCCUUUAGAUCCUGGGAAGAAGUCACCUGUGGUCGCAGCACGACUUUUCAGUAGUUUAGGAGAACUCAGCACCAUUUCCCAGCGGAGCUCCGGAACCACCUACACAGUUCGACCUGGCAGCCGCUACCCUGUAACCCGACGUACUCCCAGUCCAGUGAAGCCUGCCCUGGAUAGGACAGACCCUCUCAGCACCGUGCGGCCCUAUGGAUUGACACCUCCCACCAUCCUCAAAUCUUCCAGCCUCUCCAUCCCGCAUGAGCCCAAGGAGGUGCGCUUUGUGGUGCGGAGCGUGAGUGCUCGGAGCCGCUCCCCAUCCCCCUCGCCCUCUCCUGGGCCUCCCCUGCACACUCUGCACCCACCGCGGCCCUUCAUGCAGAAACCCCUCCACCUGUGGAACAAAUACGAUGUAGGGGAUUGGCUGGAAAGCAUCAAUUUGGUGGAGCAUCGAGACAAGUUUGAGGACAAUGAGAUUGAGGGCACACACUUACCUGCCCUGACCAAGGAGGACUUUGUGGAGUUGGGGGUGACACGUGUGGGGCACCGCAUGAACAUUGAGCGAGCACUCAAACAGCUGGUAGACAGUUGACCAUCCUAGGCAGUGCUGGCCUCUUCCAGAGCCAACUUAUGGGGGAAGGGGGGCAUUUCUACUAGACGAAUAAAACCAAUUUGAUUCUCUUUCUAUUCUGACCACUGCACUGAAGGGCGAAGAGCUGAGGAGCGCCCACUCACUCCAUACACCCAGAGCCCCAGGUGUGCACAAACACACACGGACACACACACAUGCACACACACAAACACAUGCUCAGCCCCUACUCAACCGUGCACCAGCCAACACCGCCUUUGGGAAAAGGAAUGUUGCAUGAAAUACACCCCCUUUUCUGUACUCCUAAAGAGUCAGGCCUGUAUAGCGCUUGAUGUGCCUUUCCCCAGGGGCGCUGCUGGUGGCAGGAGGGCAGCGGGCUCUGCCCGGAUUGGCCCAUGCUCCCCAGUCUGUGAUAGAACCUUGUUCACCUGCGUGGAGCAGGCUGUGGAAUGUAUUCUGAUCAAAGGGCUGUGGAGAGAUGGGGGAGUGGUCAGUCUUAUGGUGCAAAUUAGGAACCAUAGCUCAGUUUAGGGUGAUGGGGCUGUGAGCUAAAGGGGCUCAGCUGUGUAGCAAUGGUCGUUUUGUGACCCAGGAACUGAACUGAUCUGUAUGUGAUACAAGGUGGGCCUGCAUUUGAAUGUCAAUAGAGUCCCCGGUUCUUGAGCUACAUCCUGCCAAGCUGCCGCUCACCAGUCCCAUGGGAGUGGCUGACUGGUACCUGGGUCAGGGGUCCUCAGUGCGCCCAGAGGAGCUGCUGAAUAGCAUAGGGGUGGCGAUGGGAGUCUUGGAGGGGCCGUGUGGAGAGUGCAAUGCUGGCACUCACAGUCCCUGAUGCCCGCUCAGAGACUGGUGAGGGCAGGCAGGCACUGAGGUGCAGGUCCCUAGGCCCAGCAGUGCAGUGGGAGUGGCGUCAGGGGUUCUGGGAGCAGGCAACCUGUUUCCCAAAGGCUGUGAGCAAAGCCUGCGCUGGCAUGCGGGCACCUGGCACUAUUGGUGGGCUCCAGUUCAGACAGACCCUAGUGGCCGUGGCAGCAAGCAGGGCCAUUCUGAUUCAAUGGCCAAGAUGCACAGUUAGGAAUGCCCCUGCAAGGAGAACCAGAUCUGCAGCCUCUAGCCAAUUGUUGCUUCUGCCUGCGGAGCCCCUUCACUCUAUGCUCCUUCAGCAGCUUCCAUCCCAAAGCGGAGCAAGCCUGUUGCCAUGCAAACAAGAAACCUGUGAUGACCUGGCUGAGAAAGCCGAGCCUUCGGACUCUGUUCCUUUGCCCUAUUGCCCUGGGCUGCCCUGGUGAGAGAGGAAGUGAAGCUGCAUGGAUAGAAGCAUGUUUGGGGAUGUCCGAGGGAGGCUGGUGGGGAAUCAAGCAGAAAAUGCUUUGCCAACGUUCAAAGGGGGUGGGGGGUGGGGGGAGUCUUCUUUUGCCUCUUGGUUUGGCGUCUUGUUCCCAAGAGGGACACACUGAUGGCUAAUAUAUAAUCUCCAUGCAUUUAUGUAGAGCAGCUGAUGAUCAACAAGAGAUGAUGCUAAAUGCCAGGAUCCCCAUGCCGUCCUAGUCAUCCUUAUUUUGCAUCUUUUUAAUCAGCUAUAUAUUUGAAAAGAGAAGAGAAAAAAUAUCUAUCUAUAUCUGUAGCACCUGAGUUUGUUAGCAUUUUACUAAAUCUCUGUAUCUCUAGGCUUCCCAAGCGGCUCCCUUCCC